ACUAGAAUGGGUUCAAAGUGGGUCUGUUUGAUAGCUAUUGCGAUGGUACUACACUCGAAUUCUGUCGAAGGUUUAGCAGAAGUCAUGAGCCACGUGACUGCACAUUUCGGGAAGGCUUUAGAUGAAUGCAGAGAAGAGUCAGGACUAACAGCGGAUAUACUGGAGGGAUUCCAGAAUUUCUGGAGCGAAGAUUUCGAUGUUGUCCAUAGAGAGCUGGGUUGUGCUCUGAUUUGUAUGUCGAAUAAAUUCACACUUAUGCAGGAAGAUGCCAGAAUGCAUCACAUUAAUAUGCACGAUUACAUAAAGAGUUUUCCGCAAGGUGAAUUACUUUCAACAAAAAUGGUUGACUUAAUCCAUAAUUGUGAGAAGCAAUUUGACGAUAUCGAAGACGACUGUACUCGUGUGGUCAAGGUGGCUGCUUGCUUCAAGGUGGACGCGAAAAAGGAAGGCAUCGCACCUGAGGUUACAAUGAUAGAGGCGGUUUUAGAAAAGUAUUAAUUACAUAUAAACGCUCAGAUGUUGUAUAUAAAUUCUUGGAAAUGAGAAUGUGAAAUAAAAGACAAAAGACUAGCACGUUUAUUUGGGAUUGGUUUAAGGGAAAGACUGGUCUUAUCGCAUAUGUGAAAUGCAACAUUUUUUCGUCUUUGUUUUUACUAUAAGAUUCACCGUUACAUAAUACUAAAACAAUUUCUAGUUAUUUUUAUAGUACAGGACUCGAACGGGCGGGAGGCUCACAUUAUGUUAAGUGAUACCGACCAUGAAAACUCUCAAUUCCAGAACUACGCUAAUUAAAACACGAUAUUAAUACAUAAGUACUGUGCUUAUGUGUCAGAUGAAGCAACGAUUAUUCAAUAUAAUUGCUGACCACUAUUCUAAAUAAAUACGGCUAUAAAAUUGUGUAAGUUUUAUAAAGUACAGUAAUGAUUGUGUAGAGCGUUUAUCAUAUAGAAAGACGCCUAAUAUAUUGAUCUAAGUUACUAAGUAAAUAAUUCAUCACGACCUAGGCUUGUAUCAUGGACUUGAAAUUAAAUGUAUAUCUCUGUAAAUGUUUUAUUUACAUUUAUUAAAACACACCUAAACUGGCUACGUUAGCAUUUAUACUAUUAUUUUAAAUUUGAUACUACUGGUGUCUAUCGAUUGCAUUAAUGUUACAGAAAUAACUUAAAAAUAUUUUUAUAAACACUAUCCGGACACAAGAUUAAUGAUAGUUAAUUUGACGUUCCAAACGUUAUCGUUAUAA
Pieris brassicae (large cabbage white) is the source of this 1240-nucleotide messenger RNA. It is a transcript of the gene GOBP2, whose product is annotated as general odorant-binding protein 2-like. Gene Ontology annotation, molecular function: odorant binding. The record is from RefSeq and is a predicted model, not a curated record. The coding region runs from base 7 to 498 and encodes 163 amino acids. NCBI's taxonomy places the organism in Eukaryota, Metazoa, Arthropoda, Insecta, Lepidoptera, Pieridae. The transcript has 3 exons.